Messenger RNA from Symbiodinium necroappetens, 627 nucleotides. Lineage: Eukaryota; Dinophyceae; Suessiales; Symbiodiniaceae. The record is from the annotation of a GenBank genome assembly.
GCCCCGCAGAUGCCGAACAGACUCCCGCCACAGCAGCAGCAACAGAAACCCAAGGAAGCCAAGGACCCCGCAGACAAGCCAGGUGUCCCUGACCAGCAAGCAGGGGAAAUCCAGGAUGACGAAUAUGUGGAGCCGGCAAAGGCCCUUGAACCACCCGAGCCAGUCAGCAAAAAAACUCUGAUGAAAAGGUUGGCUCGCAUAUGCACCCCGAAAGCUGACGGAACCUACAAAGUUCCUUUGGAGAUCAUCAACAGCCACAAGAAUCUUGAGACACGGGAUGAAGUUUAUCUUGCAUUCGAGAAGUGUGGAUGUGACCCAGAACAACUGGUCCUGUUCACCAAGAAAGUCAAUCGGAAGUACGAAGAAAUCAAUGAAAAGUCUGUGGAAACCGAGUACGAGUUCUUGACUGAGCAGGAAAUGGAGGAGAAAGGCUGGUCUGAGAAGUCCGACUACUGUGACGAAUGGAUGUACUGGGUCGCUGUGAAGGUAAGGGGAUCGAACAAGAAGACCAAACGCAGCACCGUCGCCGAGAUCUUGGAAGGCGGCGACAACCAGCCGAUGGAGGACCCAGACGAAGCUAUGGAAGCUUUCCCCUUCGCCUUGGAGGGAGACGGGGGGGCCCCCAAG